AUGUGGAGGGAUAUUAACUCUGAAUUCUUUCCAGGGACACUUCCCAGGCCCUUCUUCAGGGCCUGGCCCACCUCAGUGGUCGAAAGAGAAAGCAACGUGACUCUGAAGUGUGGCUCUCCAUUCCAGAGAGCUGCCUUCAGGCUGGGGAAGUUGAACAGCACUGGGUCCAGGCAACAGCUCAUGAGCUCAUCCGGAAAGGAUGCUGAACUCCUCCUCACAGACCUGCAGCCUCAGGAUGCUGGGAGGUACUUUUGUACCUACAAGACAACAGCCUCCCAGGGGUGGUCAGAGAGUGAACAUCUACAGCUGGUGGUCACAGGGUCUCUCCCAAAACCUUCCCUCUCCUUCACCUUGGACCCCAAGGGCCACAAAGUCACACUUCAAUGUCUGAUUCCAUACAAUGGAACUGAACACAUAGCUACUGCUCUGCUGAAAUCAGGUCACUCGGAGCCAUUACAAGUCAAACUAAGAAUUACCCCAGCGGAUCUUGUCCUCUGGACUGUGACCAUCCAGGACACUGGCAACUACAGCUGUGUCUACUAUCAGUGGGACUUUCCAUACUUGGGCUCCUUCCCCAGCAGCAGACUGGAGUUCCGGAUGAAGGAUGAAGGUCCCUAA
Messenger RNA from Chrysochloris asiatica (Cape golden mole), 618 nucleotides. RefSeq names its product T cell-interacting, activating receptor on myeloid cells 1 (gene TARM1). Gene Ontology annotation, cellular component: plasma membrane. The coding region runs from base 1 to 618 and encodes 205 amino acids. The record is from RefSeq and is a predicted model, not a curated record. NCBI's taxonomy places the organism in Eukaryota, Metazoa, Chordata, Mammalia, Afrosoricida, Chrysochloridae. The transcript has 3 exons.